This is a messenger RNA of Leptosomus discolor (cuckoo roller), 1204 nucleotides long. The record is from RefSeq and is a predicted model, not a curated record. NCBI's taxonomy places the organism in Eukaryota, Metazoa, Chordata, Aves, Leptosomiformes, Leptosomidae.
GACAAGGCAGCAGAAAUCACCUGUGAUCUGGCUCUUCGCUGGCAUGCUCUGUCUUUAUUCCCUUUUCUUUGCUUGGAGAGCAAAUUUGGAUAUUACAAAGCCUCUGUUUCUGGGUGUGGUGGAGCGAUUCUGGCUGCAGAGCAGUGCUGUGGUGGCUGUGCUGGCGGGGCUGGGGCUGGCUGUGCUCACCUCGGUGGGAAGCACCAUGCUGGAGGGCAGCCGGGCGCUGCCGUGGCUGGAGUGGCUUUCUGCUCUCACUCUUGUCGCUUCCCAAGUUUGGGCAAAUUACAGCACUUGUGAUCAGAGCAACAACUAUGUUGUUGAUAAGUUUGCAAGGAAUCUGCUGUCCUCUAUGCCGACGGGCGCAGUGAUCUUGCUAAGAGGAGACUUGCCUGGGAAUGCUCUUCGUUACGUUCAUUAUUGCGAAGGGAUGAGGCCAGAUAUCACCUUAGUGGACCAGGAGAUGAUGACUUAUGAAUGGUAUUUACCCAAGCUGGCAAAGCAUUUACCUGGCGUUUAUUUUCCUGGGAACCGGUGGAAUCCUGUGGAAGGAGUAUUACCCGAUGGGACACUCACUUUUAAUCUCCAUCGUUUCCUCAAAGUAAAUAAACAUAAGGAAGUGUUUGUCUGCAUAGGUCUUCAUGAAGGUGACUCAACCUGGAGAAGGAGCUAUUCGCUCUGGCCGUGGGGUACGUGUGAAAAGUUGGUUCCUUCCAAUGUUGUGUUUGACCCAGGAGAGUGGAUUCGCCUUACAAGAGAGCUCUAUAACUGGACUGAAGACUAUGGCAGUUUCCAGCCCUCUUCCUGGGAAGCUGUUGCCAACGAGGAGAUGUGGCAGGCCAGGAUGAAAACAGCUUUCUUUAUAUUUGACCUUGCAGAAACUGCCAGUGUGACUGCAGAAAUGAAGUCACAACUUUACACAUUUGCGUACACCUCGUACAAAGAAAUUGUCAACUCUCAUCCAAAUCACCCGGUGAACUGGCACAAAAACUACGCCAUCGCCUGUGAGAGGAUGUUGCGUCUCCAUCGGGGGGAUGUGGAUCCUGAAGCGUUGCUCUCCGAAACUGUGAAACAUUUCCUUCUGUACACUGAGAAAGCAGAGGACGAUCCCCAGCGGCAGGAUAUUCUUCAGGCUGUGAAGCACCUGAAGAAAGAGCUGCAGGGGCUGAGGAAAAUGAAAGAUCUGAGGCAGCGAGCUGGGUAG